Racocetra persica is the source of this 272-nucleotide messenger RNA. NCBI's taxonomy places the organism in Eukaryota, Fungi, Glomeromycota, Glomeromycetes, Diversisporales, Gigasporaceae. The record is from the annotation of a GenBank genome assembly.
UCACAUUAUUCUUUACCUUUAUGGAUUUGUCAUCAAUGUUUCAAUCUGCUCGUUCACUACUUGAAAAUAAAAAAGCUGACUCAGCGAUUAUUUUACCAAAUAAAAAAGAAAAUAAAGCUGAAUCAGAGUUACAAGACAAAAUUGAAUAUUAUAGAAAUAAGGGAACUGUAAAAAAUACUGUUAAAGCAACUCAAAAUUGGGUUACACGAUUGGAAACAUUUCGCAAGUUACAGGGCUAUGAUACUCCAAUCGAAAUGAUAACUGAUACUCGA